Molecule: messenger RNA, 7223 nt
Organism: Meleagris gallopavo (turkey)
Lineage: Eukaryota; Metazoa; Chordata; Aves; Galliformes; Phasianidae
Source: RefSeq, a predicted model, not a curated record
CUCAGCCCCGCGCAGCGCUGCGGAGGUGGCGGCGGGCGAGAGCUGAGAUUGAGACUGCAGUUAUGGAACAGAGAACCAGAAAAUGACAGAAAAAUGUUAGAUGCUCUCUUCUAAGACACAGUCAUGUUGGAAGGCUUGGUAGCCUGGGUCCUCAACACCUAUUUGGGCAAAUAUGUCAAUAACCUGAACACAGAUCAGCUCUCCGUUGCUCUUCUGAAAGGUGCUGUUGAACUGGAAAACUUACCACUAAAGAAGGAUGCCUUGAAGGAACUAGAGCUGCCAUUUGAAGUAAAAGCAGGUUUCAUUGGCAAAAUAACUCUGCAGAUACCUUUUUAUCGCCCACAUGUGGAUCCGUGGGUAAUAUCUGUCUCAAAACUGCACCUAAUUGGUGCACCAGAAAAAAAGGAAGAUUUUGAUGAGGAGAAAGAGAAGUUGCAAGAAAGAGAACAUAAGAAAGCCCUCCUUGUAGCACUUGAAGAAAAAUGGAAGAAAGAACGACAGCAGAAAGGGGAAUCUUACUGGUACUCAGUUACUGCAUCAGUAGUCACCAGAAUCGUAGAAAACAUUGAAUUAAAAAUUCAGGAUGUCCAUCUGAGGUUUGAAGAUGAUGUCACCAAUCCAUUGCAGCCUUUUGCAUUUGGCAUAUGCAUCAAAAAUGUCUCCAUGCAAAAUGCAGUGUUUGAACCAGUAGAGAAACUGAUGCGGAAAAAGCAGUUAGAUGUUGCUGACUUCAGUAUUUAUUGGGAUACAGAUUGCACUUUAUUGGGUGACCUGCCUCCUGCUCAGCUACAGGAAGCCAUGGAUAAAAGCAUGGAAAGCCAUGAUCAUAAUUACAUCAUGGAACCUGUAUGCACUUCUGCUCUUCUGAAGAGGAAUUGUUCAAAGGAGCCUUUAAGGUCUCGCCAGACUCCACGACUCGAGUGUGACAUUGUGCUUGAGACCAUACCCCUGAAGCUGUCCCAGAUGCAGUAUCAGCAGAUCAUGGCAUUUCUAAAGGAACUGGCUAGAAAGGAACGGCAGCUUAAAUUCAGAAAGUGGAGACCAAAGGUUACAGUAACAGAGAACUGCCGAGAGUGGUGGAUCUUUGCUUUGAAUGCCAACCUUUCGGAGAUCAGGGAGCAGAGGCAGCGCUCCACAUGGGAGUUUGUGUUACAUCGGGCCCAGGAUGCAGUAUCUUAUACUGACUUGUAUUAUUGCAAGCUGAAGGGGGAGCUGCUCACUGUUGCAGAGCAGGCAGAAAUGCAUCGCAUUGAGGAUGAGCAAACUUACGAAGAAUUGAAGAUCCUCUGUGAGAUAGUUCAUGAUAAAUUUCAUGACCUAGCUGAGAGCAUUAAAGAACCAUUGCCUGAUUCUCCUGGAGCUUCUCCUUCAGCAGAAUCUGCACAUGGCAGUAGCACUGGGAUGCUGCAGUACCUUCAGUCUUGGUUUCCUGGUUGGGGAGGUUGGUAUGGAUACACACAGCAGCCUUACGAAGGUGAACCUUUUGAAGGGCUUUUGCCAGCCCCCCAGGAGCAGUGGAAUCCAGAAGACAUACUAGGUACAGAUGAUUUUUUUGAUCCUGCUGCAGAUGCCUCCAGCAUGAAUACAUUCACAAAGAGAGAUCACGUAUUUGCUAAACUAAAUCUGCAAUUGCAAGGUGGCUCUUUCACUCUGUUGCAUAAGGAGAAGAAAGUGGCACGUGCUGAGGAGAGUGCUUUUAUGCAGCUGGAGUUUUCAGGUGUGAAGAUCUUAGCGGAAUCCCUUCCUCGCAGAAAUUCUUCCCUUCUAAAAGUUCAGCUUGGUAGUCUCUUUCUAAGAGAUCUGGCAACAGAAGGGACCAUAUUCCCUGUCCUUGUUUUCCCUAAUCCUCAAAAAGAGGUUGGCUGUGUAUCUUCCUUUGGGCUCCAGAAUUUGUCAUCUGAAAUGACGAACCAAAACACUGAUCCUGAUGCCCCAGUGUUUGAGAUGCUCUAUGAAAGAAAUCCUAUCCACAGCAAUUUUGAGAGGCGCCUGGAAGUCAGCACCAGACCUCUAAAUAUUAUUUACAAUCCCCAAGCCAUUAAGAAAGUAGCUGACUUCUUCUACAAGGGAAGGGUUCAUACCUCAGGUUUUGGCUAUCAGUCUGAGUUAGAGGCCAAAGUGGCUGAAGCUGCCAGAAGACAGUACAACAAACUGAAAAUGCAGACGAAAGCUGAAAUCAGGCAAACUAUUGAUCGUUUGCUAGUAGGAGACUUCAUUGAAAACAGCAAAAGCUGGACAGUGUGCCUUGAUAUUUCUGCCCCUCAGGUGAUCUUUCCUGAUGAUUUCAAAUUUGUGGAUCCAGUGUUAGUUGUUAUAGAUCUGGGAAGAAUAUUGCUUACCAAUUCUCAAGAAGAAUCUAAAAGGAAUGCAGAUACUUUUUCACCAGAAUUCAAUGAGUUGAGUGAUGAGGAGUAUAAAACACCUCUUGCAACUCCUCCCAAUACUCCACCACCUGAAACUAGCACUAACAGUGGAGUGAAACUCUCUGAAUUUACUGGAGUAGAAAUAAGUGAAGAGCAGUUACAAGCACACUUAAUGAGUAAGAAAAUGUACGAGAGAUACACGCUUUCAUUUUUGGACCUUCAGAUCAUGGUGGGUCGAGUGAAAGACAACUGGAAACACGUUCAGGAUAGUGAUGUGGGUCCAACACAUGUGGUAGAAAAAUUCAAUGUUCACCUGCAGUUGGAGCGCAGAUUGAUAUACACAUCUGACCCCAAGUACCCAGGAGCUGUCUUGUCUGGCAGUCUGCCGGACUUGAAAAUUCAUAUCAAUGAAGAUAAAAUAUUGGCUUUGAAGAACUGUUGCACACAGCUGAGUGCAUCUGAAACGAAGUCAUCAGAUGGCCUAAAUUUAGGGAAAGAUAAGAUCUUUUCAGAGGUAGACCAGCUUGGCACUUUGCAUGAUUCUGUAAUGAAUCUAACGCAGAGUGUUGUGAUGCUCGAGCAGCAUACCAGGGAAGUUCUUGUUGAAUCUCAGCUGCUACUGGCUGAGUUCAAAGUAAACUGUAUGCAGCUGGGGGUUGAAAGUAAUGGACGGUAUAUUUCUGUACUGAAGGUUUUUGGCACCAAUGCCCAUUUUGUGAAAAGGCCUUACGAUGCAGAAGUGUCUCUGACUGUUCAUGGACUGUUACUUGUUGAUACUAUGCAAACAUAUGGAACAGAUUUUGACCUUCUGAUGGCUUCUCAUAAGAAUCUGAGUUUUGAUGUGCCAACAGGAAGUCUCAGAGACAGCAGGGCUCAGUCACCAGUUUACGGACCAUGCGAUGCACAUCCCAUUGAUGCAUCCAGUCUGACAGAGAGAUGUGCUGCUGCAUCAAAUACUUCAUCUGGCAACAAUGGAAAAGAUCAAGAGUCUUUGAUAAAAUUAGAGUAUCAGUUUGUGAGUGCAGAAUGCCCGUCAAUGAAUUUGGAUAGCAGCCUGCAGGUGAUCUCUGUACAGGUGAACAACCUGGAUAUCAUCCUCAAUCCAGAGACAAUUGUUGAACUGAUUGGGUUUCUCCAGAAAUCUUUCCCGAAGGAGAAAGAAGAUUCCAGUCCUCAACCCUUAAUGGACGACAUGGAGAGAGAUUGGAGGGAGCAGGAAACCUUUCAGUCUACUUACGUACAGAAUACAGAGGUAGCAGUUGAUAUUCACUGGUUGAAUAUCCUCCUCCUCAGGACAGUUGGAAUGACAAAUGGAGAAAAAUAUGGCAGGAAAAUUGCAACAGCCAGUAUUGGUGGUACCAAAGUCAAUGUUUCCAUGUGUAGUAAAUUUGAUGUGAAUGGCUCUCUUGGAUGUCUUCACCUGAUGGAUUUAACACAAGACAGUGUUAAAAACCAGUAUGUUGUCAGCAUAGGGAAUACAGGAAGGUAUGAAAAUCUCAUUGGUGAUGUAGAUUACUUUGCAUCUUUAUUCUUUAGACUUGAUGAUGGAAGUAGCCUUCCAGAUGCGUUAAGUUUCACUCUGACGGAAAAGUCAAAAGAGGAAUGCUCUCUCAAUCUCAGAAUGGCCUCCUUACACUACAACCACUCUGCUAAAUUUCUGAAAGAACUGACUUUGUCAAUGGAUGAAUUGGAGGAGAAUUUCCGCAGCAUGCUGAAAAGUGCAGCUUCAAAAGUUACUACAGUCUUGGCAACUAAAACUGCUGAAUACAGUGAAAUGGUUUCUUUGUUUGAUACGACGCCAAGAUCAAGAGAUGUUGCCAACGUAGAAGAUAAUGGUGGCUAUGCAUUUGGAUCACCACCUCUCAAAAGUGAUACUAUUAAGCUUAUAUUGAACAUCAACAUUGAAUCACCAAUUGUCUCAAUACCUCGAAAGCCUGGUAGCCCUGAGCUCCUUGUAGGUCACCUAGGACAAAUAUCUAUUCAGAAUUUUGUACCAGGAGAAGAUGAGUCUACAAGUGAUAGACUGCAAGUUGAAAUAAAAGAUAUUAAAAUGUAUUCUUUAAAUACCAGUCAGUUUAUGAGCAAGAAGGAGUCUGCAAGUGAAGUAUCUCAAGGUCUUCAUUCUUCAGGACCUGCCAGUAUUAGCAGCCAGGAGGAAUCCCAAUUUACUCGUCACGACUUCUUUGAAUCAUUACAUAAAGGCCAUGCUUUCCACAUUCUGAAUAACACCACCAUCCAGUUUAAAUUGGAAAAGAUACCACUAGGGAAAGAUUUAGAUGUAACAUUCCCACUGAGUAAUGAAGACUUUGGAAUAUCAAACAUCAUGAAAAUUGAAGGGAAAUUUGUGAACCCUCUUCAGGUCGUGUUAGCAAAACAUGUGUAUGAACAGGUCCUGCAAACUCUGGAUAAUUUAAUUUACAAUGAAGACUUGAACAAAUUUCCAGCUGCUACUGCAUCUUCGACUUGUCACAGUUCUCCGUCAGCAUCAGCUCUUAGUACAGGCACAGAAUUCUCAAGUGAACGGAAGGAAAAUGGCUUAUUCAGCCACUCCAGUUUUAAUUCUGUUCCAAACAAGUCAUUGACUAUCAGGGAAGCAAAGUCUUUCACUCAGAUUCAAGCAAACUUCCACAUCUCUGAGCUCCAGGUUCAGUUAAGUGGCGAUCUUACACUCGGUGCACAAGGCCUUGUCAGCCUUAAGUUUCAGGAUUUUGAUGUUGAGUUUACUAAAGAUCAUCCUCAGACUUUGUCUAUUCAGAUUGCCUUGCGUUCACUGCUAAUGGAAGAUCUUCUAGAAAAAAAACCAGACUCUGUGUAUAAGAAUCUGAUGGUGUCCCGUGGAGCACCCAAGCCAUCCAGUUUAGCACACAAGGAAUACCUUUCACAGUCAUGUCCCUCAGUAUCCAAUGUUGAAUAUCCAGAUAUGCCACGGUCCCUGCCAUCUCAUAUGGAAGAAGCAUCCAAUGUCUUUCAGCUUUACCAAAGACCAGUUUGUGCCUCACGUAAGAAGCAAAAAGAAGAUGCUGAUUCUGAAUACCCCCUGACUCCACCUCCUUCUCCAACAGCAGAUAGAUCCAAGCUGCCUUGUGGAAAAAGUCACUUUGAUGAUUCAUUGGUUCAUAUCAAUAUCUUUCUAGUGGAUAGGAAACAUCCUGAGUUUUCCUCCCGCUAUAGCAAGAUUAAUCGCAGCAUAGACGUCGAUUUCAAUUGUCUGGAUGUGUUAAUUACUCUGCAAACCUGGGUAGUGAUACUGGAUUUCUUUGGGAUUGGAUCCACUGCUGAUAACCAUGCGAUGAAGCUGCAACCUGAAGAUACUCAGCAGACAUCUAAAUCAGAAGUAAAUACCUCGUCUGUUUCUGCAGCCCAAGAGCCUGUAAACACUAAGCUGGAUUUGAAGGUCCAUUCUUUGUCUUUAGUACUGAACAAGACAACGAGUGAGCUCGCUAAAGCCAGUGUGUCAAAACUUGCAGCUCACUUGGAAAUAAUUGAUGGGGAUUUAGCCCUGCAGGGAAGCAUUGGAGGUCUGUCCUUAAGUGACCUUACAGCUCACGGGGAGUUUUACAGAGAACGUUUCACUACAAGUGGUGAAGAAGCACUCAUUUUUCAAGUUUACAAAUAUGGGCGGCCAGAUCCAUUGCUGCAGAGGGAGUGUGAUAUUCGUGUCACUCUCAGGAUGGCAUCUGUUCAGUAUGUGCACACCCAACGCUUCCAGGCCGAGGUGGUUUCCUUCAUUCAGCACUUCACUCAGCUUCAGGAUGUCCUGGGCCGCCAGAGAGCAGCAAUUGAAGGACAAACAGUGAGAGACAAAGCUCAGCGAGCUUCCCGGGUUCUUCUUGAUAUUGAGGCUGGUGCUCCUGUGCUGCUCAUACCUGAAAGCUCAAAAUCCAACAGUCUUAUUGUCGCCAAUCUUGGAAAACUGAAAGUGAAGAACAGAUUUCUGUUUGCGGGUAUGCCAGGUACCUUCUCGCUGAAGAACAAGGUAAGUAAGAACUUUACUUCUCAGUUUCUCUGCUUGGGACUUUUCUGGUUCUUCUCUCUAUACUCUGGAGCUGGCUGCAGGUUCUUGUACCCAGCUGCUGUGUUCUGCACGUGCAGUGCUUGCUUGUUGAGGCCUUCAGGGCAGUGGCAGAUUGUGCUGAUGGAGCUGGCCUUGUUGGAAAGCUGGACCAGCUGGGUGCACACCUGCAUGUGAGUACAUAAAAGACUUUCAGUUAGACCUCUUUCUUCCAUGUAAUAGCAGAGAAUGGAGGUAUUUCAGGGCUGAAAGUUGUUGGAAAAUGCUGGAGAACAGAAAUUGGUUUAGUUUGUUUUUUCUUUCUGCUUUUACUUAAUGAAACCAAGUAUGUGUGGCUGGUUUCACUAGGUGAAACCUAACAAAAGGGUUCCAGUAUAGGUUUGAACCAAGGUUUUAAGUGCAAGAAAGGGAACUUUGAGGUUAGGAAGCUCCAUCUGGGAAGGGCUUCUAGGUCUAAUCUGUGCAACAAAAUGGGUGGUUGUUCUGGCUAUCACUUACUCCCUUCUUAAAGAGGGGAUGGGAUUCAAGUGAGCUGCCAUUGCUGCAGGACUUUUGUCCAUUACUGCUGUAUGAUUAAUACCUAGCAAUGCCUUUACUGAAAGACAACACUAGAUUGUAAUAUUGACUUGUCUUCUGAGAGCUGGUUGUCUUCUGCACUCUGUUGUGCGGGUAUAUGUAAAGAUUCAUAAAUUGAACAUCCCCCAGAUAGUGAUGGAAGGGUACAGAAAAUGUGUAUGUAGCAAUUUUAUUUCAUUUUAAAAGGACUGCGUUAUGUAGCACUCAGAUAUUUGGUGUUUUAGAGCAUGAUAGAGGUGUGUUUUGGUGUUGGGUGUUUUGAUGCGGGGCUG